AUGAAUAGCUUUGCUAAGCAAGUAAUUCCAUUUGUGUGUGGAGCCAGCCCUAGUCCCUUUUUAGAGUUGGAUUUUACCUCGCGGGAAAAGAAGGCGCGGAGUUUGAAAAGAGAAACCCAGCAGAUCUUAUAUAGUGCAAUAGGAAAACUUUCCAGCGUGAAACCAGAAGUUACUCCCUGGGCUCCAAGCUUUUCCUUUUGCCUAGAGUCGACAGAAGAUCCAUAUUUUGAAUUUUUUGGCUGGCAACUCACUAUGGCGAAGAAAGUAGCUCACUCAUGAGCCGUUGAAGUCAGUAGCUUCGUCCCCAAGCAUAUCGGAUAUGAUUAA
Blepharisma stoltei is the source of this 327-nucleotide messenger RNA. The record is from the annotation of a GenBank genome assembly. NCBI's taxonomy places the organism in Eukaryota, Ciliophora, Heterotrichea, Heterotrichida, Blepharismidae.